This is a messenger RNA of Hydra vulgaris (swiftwater hydra), 3481 nucleotides long. Lineage: Eukaryota; Metazoa; Cnidaria; Hydrozoa; Anthoathecata; Hydridae. The record is from RefSeq and is a predicted model, not a curated record.
UAUAGAAAGUUGAUUUUUGAUGGGUCAAUAUACAAAACUAGCAAUUUAAGAAGUAAAAAUACAUAUCUUUUUAGUUUCUAUAUAUGGUAGGCUUCCUAAUUUUCAGAAAUUUGCUGAUAUGAUACAAUUCAGUAAGAAAUUAUGGACCCCUAAAAAUGGCUCCGGCUAGAACUUACAAAAUUGUGCCUUCCCUUAAAUCCACUGGUAACCUAUGAUCAACACUGAUUUUCAUAAUAUGCCUUUUUUCUACUCAUUUAGUAGACUUUAUUAAAGUGAUUUCAGAAAAAAAAAUAGUGGGUACACAUGGGGAACUUACAAAGUCAGAACAAUGAAGUUGGCACAAAAUGCAUUAAAAACGCAAAAAAUAGAGAUAUUGAUGUACUUUAGUAUUCAUUAUUUACUGCAAUGCAAAAAAAUGUAUAUAUAUAUAUGAAAGUAUAUCAAAAUCAUUGCUACAAAUUAGCUUUAAAUUAGGACUGAAUUAAACUCAGGUUUUAAAUAACCUUAGUUGACCCCCCCCCUGUCUUUUUAUUUUUUAACAUAUAUAUAUAUAUCUGGAAGAAAAUACAUAUGUAUUUUCUCCCAGAACUUAUCUUAAAAGAAAUAUGUUUUUGUAUGUUUUACUUUACAAAAUGUGUCUGAUUUUUUUUCUAAUGCAUGAAGUGUUAAUGCACAAAAUAACAAUUGAACAUACACAGUUAAAAGCUGUGACAUGGCAAACAAGUUAUUGGGUGUACUUUUUAUCUUUAUUUUGUAUAUAAAAUUUAUCAUUCUACAUUUAUUUAUUGUGUCAAAACUUAUGGAAACUUUAGUUUACACUUCAAAAAUUGAAAAUAAAUAUAUUUUUUUUAGAUAAUAAUUAAAAAUAAAUGGCAAGUUCAUCUUUAGAUCUAACUCAAUGUUGCAUUGGAAAAAAAUUAAAUGAAAAUUGUCAUGAAGGAAAAUUUACCAAAAUUAAGAAAAUUAAAUUUUCUGAGGAAUUAACAAAAAAAGAUCAAGAGCUUGUGCACUUAAGAUGUAAAGUAAAUCCUAUUAAAACUAUUUGUAAUCACCAUGAAAAGAUCUUCUUGGAUAGAUUUGAGUCAUCGUAUGUUGGAAGCUUUUGUUGCGAUCCUUUUAACAAACACAAAAUUAAAAUUAAAAAAUCUGUCAGAGUAAUCAGUGCUGCUGUUGCAAAGGAAUUUGAUUUAAUACCUGGUUAUAAGCUUUGUACAGAAUGUCGUAAAAUAUUGCACUUAAGAAAACAAGAACAUGAAAGCGAUUCAUGUGAAAAUCAAGAUAACGAUUUUAAUGGGAUUCAUAUUUCAAAAGAAAACUUUAGUUUAAGCAUUACACCUUUGGUUGUUCACCUCUAAAACUAGUAGCUUAUAAAGACAGAGUCAGCUAUGCAAAAAAAAAAGAUUAACAAGAUCCAUACUGCAACCAAAAAGAAAAUAGCAACUGUUUUAGAUGUUUCUCCGGAUUUAAUAAAUGAUGAACCAAAAACAAAAGAACUUUGUUGUAAAAGUAAACAAGAUUUGGACUUACUAAUGGAAUUAAUUAAAGCAAAGUUUGAUAUUUCUUCAAAACCAGAAAAACUUAAAUUGCUAACUUUGGUUCCUGAGAGUUGGAACAUUAACUAUACAGAAAACUAUUUUUCUGCUUCCCAAAGAAUGAUAAAAACUGCAAGGCAUUUGAAACAAAUGCAUGGCAUAAUGGCGGAGCUGUCUAAAAAAGGAAGAUCUAUUAGUGAGAAAGUAAAAAAUCUAGUCCAUGAAUUUUACCAAUCAGAUGAAUACUCUAGAAUGUGUCCAGGAAAAAAACAGUAUGUCUCAAUCCAAGUUGAUGGUAAAAGACAACAUUUUCAAAAAAGACUGCUAUUACUUAAUAUAAAAGAACUUUAUUUAGAGUCUGUUAAAAUUUCCUUAGAUGUCAAGAUUGGAUUUUCUAAGUUUUGUGAACUUAGACCAAAGUGGUCUAUUCCUGUUGGAGGUGCUUCAGGUCUCCACUCAGUAUGCGUUUGUGAGUGCCACCAGAAUGCCAAACUUUUAGCAUUAAAAAUACCAGAUAUUUCAGACUAUAAAAAUCUCUUGACAUUAGUUGUAUGUGACUUAACAAAUCGAGACUGCAUGCUGCAUUGUUGAGAUAACUGCUCAGAUAAUGACACACUUAAAGAGUAUCUUACUACUUUGUUUGAUAAACAUAGCAUUGAAGAAAUCAACUUUAAUCAGUGGCAAAAAGCUAACAAAAAACAUGAUAUAGUUCCGGUAACUCUUCCAGUGGACGAUUUUAUUGAAAAAGCUUUUCAACAAAUAGACCAAUUAAGAGACCAUCACUAUAUAGCCAAAAAUCAAGCAGCAUAUUUGCAGCAUCUAAAAAUCACAUUAGCAAGUAAUCAUAUUUUAAUAUUAUUAGACUUUGCUGAGAAUUACAGUUUUUUAAUUCAAGAUGCAGUACAAGGUUUCCAUUGGAACAAUAGCCAAGCAACAUUGCAUCCUUUUGUUAUUUACUUUAUGGAAGAAAACAAGAUAAAAUGUAAAAGUAUUUGCAUUAUCUCAGAUAAUUUGCAACACAAUACAAACUCAGUACAUUGUUUCAUUCAUGAAGUAUUAAAACAUUUAAAAAACCUGAUACCUUACUUUAAUCACUGCAUUUAUUUCAGUGAUGGUACAAGUUCACAAAACAAAAAUUAUAAAAACCUAUCUAACUUAUGUCAUCAUAAACAAGAUCAUGACGUAUCUGCAGAAUGGCAUUUUUUUUCCUACAUCGCAUGGAAAGAGUGCGUGUGAUGGUGUUGGGGGAACUGUCAAAAGACUUGUAGCAAGGGCAAGUUUACAAUCACUAGUUGAUCCUAUCAAUUCAUCUAAAAAAAUGUAUGAUUAGUGUAGACAAAAUAUUGAUGGAAUACAUUUUCAACACAUUUCAAAUGAUGCAGUUACAUUACAUUGCAUGAAAUUUAAAUUAGAAGAACGUUAUGCUACUUGUUCAACAAUUCCAGGAGCAAGAAACCACCAUUGUUUUAUACCACAAUCAUUAACUACUUUACAAAUGAGACGGGUUUCAUUCGACAAUGUGUUUACUAAUGUAAAUAUUUCAACAAUGCAACAGAACUAUACAAUUCCACUUGCAUCUCUUUCACCAGGAAUUUAUAUAGCAUGUGUUUAUGAUGGAAAAUGGUUUUUAGGUAAUAUUGUGGAAAUAUCUGAAGAAAAUCAAGAUAUCCUUAUAAAGUUCAUGAAGCAGUCUAUUUCCUCUAACACUUUUACUUGGCCACAUAGAGAAGAUAUUUGCUGAGUUCCAAUAAUGCACGUUCUAUGCAAAAUUUCAUCUUUAAAAGUGCAAUCAGCAACUGGUAGAUGCUAUGAACUGUCAGCUCAAGAAAAAACUGAAAUAAUACAUUUGUACAAUAGAAUGUUUAAUAACUAAGUUAUAUAAUAACAAAGCAAAAUUUGAAUGAUUCCAUCUUUAUGUUGAUUUUUUAUUGAAUAAUGUUUUUUAAUGC